Messenger RNA from Ciona intestinalis (vase tunicate), 1907 nucleotides. Its product is annotated as methylthioribulose-1-phosphate dehydratase. Gene Ontology annotation, cellular component: cytoplasm. Lineage: Eukaryota; Metazoa; Chordata; Ascidiacea; Phlebobranchia; Cionidae. The record is from RefSeq and is a predicted model, not a curated record. Gene Ontology annotation, molecular function: methylthioribulose 1-phosphate dehydratase activity; metal ion binding.
GGCAUGAUAGUUUAUUUAUAAUAACAAACAACAACUUGUAUUAUAUUAUUUAACAGUAUGGUUCUCUAAACUGCGAGCUGUAAAAAUGGGAAAAUAUUCCACAAGUAUUCACCCACAAAGUUACCCAUGUGGUAACUCGUAAGCGGGCACGAGUUGUUUAAAACAAUAAGCCCGCGUUAUGGUGUGGAGAUGUGAACAAUUCUUCUGUGCAAUACUGGUAAAAUCAAGGAAACAAAAUGUUCCGAAGUUGCGGAGAAAACCACUACAAUUUUAUUUACCACCGCACGUAGCGCACGACACCCAUGUAGUUUCUUAAGUGGGGGUUCCCCUUUACCUUAAUAAAACAACAAGACCGCGCUAUUACGUCAGUUCAUCAUAGGAUUGGCUGGCUGAGGUAAAAACGUGAUAAAAGAGUAUAAAUACCCAGACUUGCCUAAUUAUUUUGAAAGAAAGGAAAGCCAUAGACUUCUAAAAAUGAAACGAGCAAAAGUAGUAGAAACGGAUGAUAUUAAUAAGAAUGGCGAAGAUGAAAAACAUCCGAACUUCCUCAUUCCUAAAUUGUGCAGUUGGAUGUAUGACCUCAAAUGGGCAACUGGAACAGGCGGGGGUAUGUCGGUUAAACAUGGAGAUUUUAUUUACAUGGCUCCUUCAGGGGUGCAAAAAGAAAUGAUUAAACCCGGUGAAAUCUUUAAAUGCAAUGCUAGUGGUGAAGUUUUGGAGAACCCCGCUAGUCUAAAAUUAACUGAAUGUGCACCACUGUUUAUGAAUGCUUAUUCAAUUCGGAAUGCCGGAGCAGUUCUUCACAGCCAUAGUAAAGAUGCAGUUCUUGCAUCACUUAUAUUCAAAGGGAAAGAGUUCCGUAUUUCUCACCAGGAAAUGUUGAAAGGAAUUAAAAAAGGUUCUUCAAAUGAACCUCAUAAAUACAUUGACACACUUAUUGUACCAAUAGUCGAAAAUGUACUGUAUGAAAAAGAUCUAACGAGAAGAAUGAAGAAAGCAAUGGAGUUGUAUCCAGAAUCUAAUGCAGUUCUUGUUCGCCGCCAUGGUGUAUAUAUAUGGGGCAAAAAUUGGCAACAAGCUAAAACUCAGGCAGAAUGCUACCAUUACCUGUUUAAGCUUGCAGUUAAGCUUAAACAGCUGGGCAUUGAACCUGACCAAGCUCCUGCUGGGGAAAAUGGAAUUGCUGAUUAGUUAGGAAUUGUUUUUAGUUUUAAACAAUCAUGGAUAUUCUGUCAAGACAGAAGGUGGUCUUCAAAUAUAAAAAAUAAGAUCUAUUAAAAACAUUCAAUAUGCAAAUGCGGAAUUUAUUAAAAUAAGAAAGUAAUUAUAUUUUGUUUUAUCCUCCCACCAAUAACUUUAGUUUGUCCUUCCAAAGUAAAUAGAUAUACGAACAAGUAAGAACAGCCAUUGUUUGAAAACAAUGGUCAAUGGACGCCAUCUUGUUUCCCACAUGAGACGUGAAAUGCAUGCAUAAGCAUGGACGACAGAUGAAUAUUUUUCAUAUUUUAACUACUUUUUGGACUUUUAAUCAUUUUUUUUAAGUGUUGUAUUAUAGGAUACAGAAAACAAUUACGAUCCAUCAAAAUUAAAAAUAAUUGAAUAUUUUACAAGCCAACCAAAACUUGAGAAUUUGCUUUUUAAACGUAAAUAUUUAAAAUUAAUGCAAUGCCGGUGCCAAAUGCAUUAAAUGUAUAUAAUUCUGUAACAUAAAUAACCCAAACAUUGCCCAAAAAUAAGCAAAUAUGUCGGUUUACGCAUGUAAAGUUCAACGAUGUUUGAGCGGGGAAACAUGUGGAAAACAAGAUAGCGGCCUUGUCCUUACUUGCUAAUAUCUAUGUUCUUUGUGUCCACCAUCGGAUAAUUUGCUUGUAUAAAGACUUAUUGUGUGUUUAUACUUUUUCCAACAG